This is a messenger RNA of Laetiporus sulphureus 93-53, 1098 nucleotides long. RefSeq lists its product as uncharacterized. The annotation marks the transcript as partial. The record is from RefSeq and is a predicted model, not a curated record. The transcript has 2 exons. NCBI's taxonomy places the organism in Eukaryota, Fungi, Basidiomycota, Agaricomycetes, Polyporales, Laetiporaceae.
CCCGCGUCACUCGACGAGUUCAUGCGUGAACCGGCCGUACUCACGACUCUUCUCGGUCAUAAGAAGAAGCCUCGGCGAGGCUCGACCAGCUCGCAACGUACACUUGACAGCGUUCAGGAGCGGGAUCCACAUAAGAAGGACCUGCCGAAGGCGAAGGAUUCUUCGGAUACUACGAAUCUAGUUACGCUCGUAGUCACAGAAGAGCAUCAGGCUCAACACCUCAAGGCUGUCCUUCGACUCACUGGAGAACGACUUGAUUACGAGAUGCGGCGAGCGGACCAAGCAGAGCAACGUGCUCGCACGGCGGAAAGCCAUGCGCGCGACGUUUCGACUCAUGUGGCGACCGCAGAGAACGAACGGUACCAAGCAAAGCUGGGUGCCACACGAUCGCAGGAAGAGGUCAAGCAAUAUCAGCUACUCGCAGAGAAGGCUGAGCGAGAGCUCCGGAGAGUCGAGGCGGAAUUGCAGAGGUCCGAGAGGCUGAGGAAAGAAGCAGAGCAAAGUGCAGCAGAUGCCAGGGAUGUCGCUCGGAAGGCACAGCAAGCCUUGAGAGAGCAUCAGGCCGGAGAAGAAGGAAGGGGAGAGGGUCGCACGUUGGAAGUUAAAGUCAGCCGAGAAUGCGAUGACGGCAGAGUGGAUGGGCUUGAGGACGGACGUGCGCAGGGUUUUGAAGCAGGCUACGCUGAAGGCUUUGAGGCUGGCCGAGCUGAAGGCUAUGCGGCGGGUCGAGAGGAUGGCUGUGAUGCUGGACGGUUGAUAGGAUUCGAAGACGGCAAGAAGGUGGGCUUUUCGGAGGGUUACGAGGAUGGCAUGCAAGAUGGUCGCAGGAACGAGCGAGAACGCUCUCUUAAGGCCUUCGAUAAAUUCACGGAUUCGAAGGAGGGUCGGGAGCAGGCUACGAAGCAGGCCGGUGAUGCAAAACCGCUUCCUGUACCUGGACGUGCUCGAUCUCCGCGCAAAGACAAGACUCCACCUCCAAGAUCGACUCCGUCCCCAGAACGUGCGGUGGUCCCUCCACCACCGCCAGCUAAGACUCCAUCUCCACCUCCCAUUCCAGUAUGGCUGCACCGUAAGCCAAACUUCGCGCAGAGCGCAGGC